Blumeria graminis f. sp. triticale is the source of this 1035-nucleotide messenger RNA. NCBI's taxonomy places the organism in Eukaryota, Fungi, Ascomycota, Leotiomycetes, Helotiales, Erysiphaceae. The record is from the annotation of a GenBank genome assembly.
AUGAUGCUCACCAGCAGUGGUCAAGGUAGAACUGAGAAUAUAAAUCCAGACAUCGUGACCCUCACUAGAUUCUUGACAGAGGGUCAGGCUAAACAAAAAGAGGCAACAGGAGAUUUCACUCUGCUUUGCCAUGCUCUCCAGUUUUCUUUUAAAUCAAUUGCAUAUUACAUCCGCCGCGCUACCCUUACUAAUCUAAACGGUCUCGCUGGCUCGAGUAAUGUCACAGGUGACGACCAAAAAAAACUAGAUGUCAUCGGAAAUGAACUUUUCAUAGCCGCGAUGAGAUCUUCGGGAAAGUGUGCUGUGCUUGUUUCAGAGGAAGAAGAAAACGCUAUAUUUUUUCCAGAACACCCUGGUGCUAGGUACGCAGUAGCUUGUGAUCCUAUAGAUGGUUCAUCCAACUUGGAUGCUGGUGUUUCUGUUGGUACGAUAUUCGGGAUCCACAAACUCGAUCAAGGCUCAAAACGCACAAAAGAAGAUCUCUUGAAACCGGGCACAGAGUUGAUUGCUUCUGGAUUUACAAUGUAUGGUGCUUCUGCUCAGUUGGUUAUAACAAUGAAAGGUGGCAGUGUCUACGGCUUCACCAUGGAUAAUUCUCUGGGAGAAUUUAUCCUCACGCACCCAGAAAUGACAAUUCCUAGAUCUCGAGCAAUAUACUCAGUGAAUGAAGGAAACACCUUAUAUUGGGAUGAGCCUGUUCGUAAGUAUUUCGAGUCGCUCAAAUUCCCUGAGGAAGAGGGUGCGAAACCAUAUUCUGCGAGGUACAUUGGGAGUAUGGUUGCGGAUGCAUAUCGUACUUUGCUCUAUGGUGGAAUUUUUGCCUAUCCAGUUGAUAAAAAAUGUCCCAAGGGUAAGCUACGAAUUUUAUACGAAUGCGCGCCUAUGGCCAUGGUCUUUGAAAAUGCUGGUGGACAAGCAAUCAAUAGUAGAAUGGAGCGAAUGAUGGAUGUCGUACCGCAAGAUAUUCAUGAUAAGUCGGGUAUUUUUAUGGGUAGUUUUGAUGAAAUCGAAAAUGUCAGAAGAUUCUUUAAGUGA